AUGAAGAAUUUGACAUUAAGAAUGAGGAAUGGACUUUGAGGAAAUGCAAACAUCUUUUGCGGUUCGUCCAAGAAAAUAAGGAUGAAACUCAACUCAAAAAGGAGCCAGGUGACGGGGAUCAUUGGUUUUUACCGACUUAUCUUGGCAAUGACAGCGAAAAUUAUAAAUGGAAUUUGGAAAAUCUUGACAACAUAUUUGUAGCAAUUUGUAGAUUUUUGCAAAGUUACUAUCCUGAUAUAAGCAGGUUGAAUCUAGACACCCGUCACAAUGAAAAAAUUAGCGAAUGGAGCGUUGAAUUUGAAAAAUAUAUACAGAACAAACAAAAAAAGAAGGAGGCAAAAUUGCAAGAUAAAUUCAUAAAGGAAAUUAAUGAUAAAUGGCUCCCGGGGUUCAGAUAUUUAUAUAACUUUGAAUAUGAUAAUGGGGACCACAAAGGAGAUUUGAUUUUUGCAAAUAAUGAUGGAUUUUUUGUAACCGUUGAGACAAAAAGGGUAGGAAUUUCGAAGAAGCAUGUCGUGAAUAAUACAACCAAAGUCAAGGCACAAUCUAAUAAAUAUCGAAAAUUACUCAUGGAUAAAACUAAAAACGAUUCAGAUGUAAUUACGGUACUAGGUGUAUGUUUUAUCGAUAAACCUUCGGAUGGAAAGAAAUGGUUUCCCUUGGAGAUUGACAAUCAAAUAUGGAGUGCGAUCAGUAAUAUUCACAAGUUAAACAAUCAGUCUCCGGAUUCUGAAACAAAAUCUAUUGUUCAAACAAUUGGCAAAGAUACCUUUAUGGAAUUAUCACAAGAAGCUGAUUCUGAUAACGAUAUCACGGAUGUACUUGAAAACACUCAUUUGUGA
Molecule: messenger RNA, 842 nt
Organism: Funneliformis geosporum
Lineage: Eukaryota; Fungi; Glomeromycota; Glomeromycetes; Glomerales; Glomeraceae
Source: the annotation of a GenBank genome assembly